AUGAAACACAUAACCGUGGAAUAUUAUCACGCCGCUGAUAAAUAUGAUACUUCAACUUGUAGAAUUUAUGAAAUUUGGAAAAGACAUGCUCAAGGAUUACCCCUGCGCAAACAACAAAUAAUACAUAGUGUUGCUUCUUCUGAGGUAAUAUCUAAAAAUAAUACUUCAGAUAGGUGGUCAAAGAAAAGAAAAUCAGGAUCUAAUCCCAGAUCUGUUCGAAUAUCUGAUUCAGUCAAUAUUAUUAAUAAGACUGACAUGACCAAUAAUCCAAUAAAAAACGUAGAUGAAAUGGAUGACCUACAAGCUAAGCUUACACAAAAUCACAAAGAAAGAGAAGAAGGUAAACGUGAGUCGAAAAGAUUCAUAGAUUCCAACUAA
Ambispora leptoticha is the source of this 378-nucleotide messenger RNA. The record is from the annotation of a GenBank genome assembly. NCBI's taxonomy places the organism in Eukaryota, Fungi, Glomeromycota, Glomeromycetes, Archaeosporales, Ambisporaceae.